UUUGAAUGUUCAAGAAACAGAAUUAUCACUGGAUAAGUCCAUGUUUGGUGCAAAGAAGUGAAAGAACCCCACAGAGAGAAGCAGAAAGCUAUUUCUUCUUCUUCUGCAAUGGCGAGCCUUUCUCUCUGUUCAUCUCCUUCUUCCUUCUCACCUCUCUGCGCAGCUCAGAAGCAAAGACUCAACCUUUCCCUCUCUAGAGACGCCCCGAACAUCCCAUUUCUCUCUCGCUCUCUAUCUUCUCUCCGGCUCCACUCAUCCCCCAACCCGCUCCCAUUGCACCCGCAUUUUAUCGCCAGAUUAUCUGAACCCGAGUCCUCGCUGGCCGAAUCCGAGCCCGAUUCUGGUGUUAUUGAACCCGAACCGCAAUCUGAACCGCUAGUCCCAGAACUGCCGAUUCCCGAAGCCAAGAGGGAAGAACUGUUUGCCGUUGUCAUGGUUGGAUCUCGUCAAUAUAUUGUCAUCCCUGGACGGUUCAUCUAUACUCAGCGGCUAAAGGGCGCAAACGUGAAUGACAAAAUUAUUCUAAACAAGGUAUUGUUGGUAGGAAGCAAAACAAGCACAUGGAUUGGAAAACCAGUGGUAACUAAUGCAGCUGUUCAUGCUGUGGUUGAGGACCAGUUAUUGGAUGAUAAGGUCAUUGUGUUCAAGUAUAAGAAGAAGAAGCACUAUCGAAGGAAAAUAGGUCAUCGCCAGCCAAUCACACGAAUAAGAAUAUUGGGUAUCGCUGGAUAUGAAGACUACCCUGCUGUCACACUUUCAGAUAUUGACCCUGCUCUACAAUAACUACGGUUUUUUUUCUUCUUUCUAAAAACCUUUUUGUUUUAGAUUCUUCAACUUGAUUCCCAGAGUAGUGUGCUACAAAUCUUAUGGUUCCUAAUAUAUGUCAUUUUUAUAAACCAAAACAGUAAUUCAUCCUAUCUUCUUAAAUGUGAAACCUUGCUUUCGAGACAACAGCUUAGCUUUGAAUAGAAAAUGACAUGAAUCACACGAUCACGAAAACGUACACCCUAAGAAAAAGCAGAAAAGAUG
This is a messenger RNA of Cuscuta campestris, 1029 nucleotides long. Lineage: Eukaryota; Viridiplantae; Streptophyta; Magnoliopsida; Solanales; Convolvulaceae. The record is from the annotation of a GenBank genome assembly.